This is a messenger RNA of Prionailurus viverrinus (fishing cat), 2682 nucleotides long. RefSeq names its product dopa decarboxylase (gene DDC). The coding region runs from base 835 to 2277 and encodes 480 amino acids. The record is from RefSeq and is a predicted model, not a curated record. The transcript has 15 exons. Gene Ontology annotation, molecular function: pyridoxal phosphate binding; aromatic-L-amino-acid decarboxylase activity. Gene Ontology annotation, biological process: catecholamine metabolic process; serotonin biosynthetic process; amino acid metabolic process. NCBI's taxonomy places the organism in Eukaryota, Metazoa, Chordata, Mammalia, Carnivora, Felidae.
UCGCUGACCACGAACAGAAUGCUGGGUCCCCGCCCCACCCCACCCCCCCCGGGCUAACCCUGCCUCCAGGGACGGGACACAGAGACCUCUUCCCUUCUCCAGCCUGUGACAAGCGCCUCGAGCCACAACCGUCCUGUCCUCCCUGUGUGUGCCCAGUUCUCGACGAGCGGCCCAAAACACGGCCUCACACCCCCUCGGCCCUUUGUCCCUGCUGGAGCCCAGAGCACCUGCGGGGUGGCCACCAAGGUCAGCCCCCACGCUCCUUGCGGACCUUCUCUGCAUGUUCUCCGUGCCUCCUCUCAGCUCUGCUCUCUGUCCCAAGAAAAUCCUCUCGCCUGGGGUUUUUCUGUACGUCCGCCGCAAUCUCGGCCGUGGCAUUAUUCUCCUCUGCAUCGUCACCAUCGUUUCAGCGGUUGGCGAAGGAAGAGCUAGGGCAUGCAGGCUCCAUGUGGGGGCCCCCGAGAAGGUUUCCCGUGCUGCAACGCUGGACCUUACGGGACGACCUGAUGAGGCGAAACCUUGAAACUGGGGCUAUUGGGGAUAAUGGAGGGAUCUGGCGACUGGGCUAAGUCGGUGGUGAGAGGGGUCCAAGCUGUUCAGGGCUGUAGAGGAAGGGAGCCCUCCCUGGAGGUUUCUCAAGACUUCUGUGACCUUUAUCACCAGCAAGAAUUAAUGUUUAACCAGCACAGCAGGCUGAACAAGCAAGGACAGGGAACCUGUGGAUUUCAAGCUACACGGAGUGAUCUGUCCCAGAGCCAGCGGGUCUCAUGAAGAAUAAGCCCAGAAGGAAGUAGGAUUCUCAGCAAGUCCUGCCCCUGGCGGAGCCCACGCACCAUGAACUCAAGCGAAUUCCGGAGGAGAGGAAAGGAGAUGACGGACUUCGUGGCGGACUACUUGGACGGCAUCGAGGGACGCCAGGUCUACCCCGACGUGCAGCCUGGCUACCUUCGGUCACUGGUCCCCUCUACUGCCCCUGAGGAGCCAGACGCGUUUGAGGACAUCAUCAAUGACGUUGAGAGGAUAAUCAUGCCAGGGGUGACGCACUGGCACAGCCCCUACUUCUUUGCCUACUUCCCCUCGGCCAACUCGUACCCGGCCGUGCUCGCGGACAUGCUGUGCGGGGCCAUCGGCUGCAUCGGCUUCUCCUGGGCCGCGAGUCCGGCGUGCACAGAGCUGGAGACGGUGAUGAUGGACUGGCUGGGGAAGAUGCUGAAGCUGCCAGAGGCAUUUUUGGCCGGGGAAGCAGGCGAAGGGGGUGGAGUGAUCCAGGGAAGUGCCAGUGAGGCCACUCUGAUGGCCCUGCUGGCCGCUCGAACCAAAGCGACCCGCCGCCUGCAGGCCGCCUCCCCCGGGCUGACGCAGGGCGCCAUCAUGGAAAAGCUAGUGGCUUACUCAUCGGAUCAGGCACACUCCUCAGUGGAAAGAGCCGGAUUAAUUGGAGGAGUGAAAAUGAAAGCCAUCCCUUCUGAUGGCAAGUUUGCUAUGCGUGGUUCUGCCCUGCAGGAAGCUAUGGAGAGAGACAAGGCAGAGGGCCUGAUUCCUUUCUUUGUGGUGGCUACGCUGGGGACCACGUCCUGCUGCUCAUUCGACAGUCUCUUAGAAGUGGGUCCGAUCUGUAACAAGGAGGACAUGUGGCUGCACAUCGACGCUGCUUACGCGGGCAGCUCCUUCAUCUGCCCUGAGUUCCGGCAUCUUCUGAACGGAGUCGAGUUUGCAGACUCAUUUAACUUCAAUCCGCACAAAUGGCUGCUGGUGAAUUUCGACUGCUCUGCCAUGUGGGUGAAAAAGAGGGCAGACCUAAUCGGAGCCUUUAAGCUGGACCCUGUCUACUUAAAGCACAGCCAUCAGGACUCAGGGCUUAUCACCGACUAUCGGCACUGGCAGUUGCCGCUGGGCCGAAGGUUUCGCUCUCUGAAGAUGUGGUUUGUUUUUAGGAUGUACGGCGUCAAGGGACUGCAGGCUUACAUCCGCAAGCACGUCCAGCUGGCCCACGAGUUUGAACAUCUGCUACACCAGGACCCUCGCUUUGAAAUCUGUGCGGAGGUCACUCUGGGGCUGGUCUGUUUUCGGCUCAAGGGUUCCAACAAGCUGAAUGAAGCUCUUCUGGAAAGAAUAAACGGCACCAAAAAAAUCCACUUGGUUCCAUGUCACCUGAGGGACAAGUUCGUGCUUCGUUUUGCCAUCUGCUCCCGCACCGUGGAAUCUGCACACGUGCGGCUGGCCUGGGAGCACAUCAGCCAGCUGGCCAGCGACCUGCUGGGUGCAGAGAAGGAAUAGAAGCCCGGCCCCAGUUGAAAAGAAAUAUAUCUGAACACCGUGGAAGAGAAUAGAAGCAUGCUAGCUCCGUGGACCCACACCCACCUGUGGCCUCAUGUUUCCUUCUCUGAAGUUCUCCAGAGCCUUGUGUUUCUGUCUGCUCACCAUCUAAUCAAGGAAGAAAUAUUAUUUGCUAUGUGAAAAGUUAAUCCAGUGGAUGUAGCUUUUGUUCAUUAUUUGGCUGUGACUUUUGUUGAUUCAAAAAUCAUAGGUUUUCAUGCUCUUGAAAAUGUCAGUGGUACGGGGCGCCUGGGUGGCGCAUUCGCUUAAGCGUCCGACUUCAGCCAGGUCACGAUCUCACGGUCCGUGAGUUUGAGCCCCGCGUCAGGCUCUGGGCUGAUGGCUCAGAGCCUGGAGCCUGCUUCC